AUAUUUUGCUCACGAGGCGCACUCAGGCAAUCAGCCUGAUUUACAAAAUUAUGUAAAUCAGUAGCUGAUGUAGGCCAUACACCGUCCUUCAUGCGAAUAUUAAAUUGUGGUGUACGGAUUCUUGUAACGGUAGGUAAAUGGUCGUUAGUAACCAUACAGUUGACGGUGUCAUACAUCGCUGUAAUGGUGCAAAAAUAAACUUCAAAAAAUAUAAAAAAAAAUCCUUACUGUCUUCGAUCGCCACUUCAACUCAGGAAGCCAUCUUCACCAAAAUGACACAAAGCUCGAAAGAUGAAAUAGAAGAAAUUUGAUCUACCAACACAAGUUCACUUGAUAUUUCUUAAUUCCAGUGCUUUGUAGGUUUGUUCAAAAAAAUCUUUAUGUAAUGUAAGAGAACACUUAUGGAUCGACUGAGAAUGAGAAGGCAGGUCAUGAAAGCAUGAGUAAUCCAUAUUUAGACACUGUUGUUCCAUUAUCAGACAGUCUUGUUCCUGUGGUGGCUGCUGAGGCAGGGGCAUAUGUAGAUUUUGUUCCUAAUUCAUUGUUGACUCCAAUGAAGACCAUAGAGACUUUGGAAACAAUUGUGUCAACAAAUAAGGUUUCUGUGUACUCUACAAUUGAAAGUCCCAAAGUUGGUAUGGUGUUUAAAUCAUGGCAAGAGACAGAGUCCUAUUACAAACAAUAUGCCGAGCAAACAGGAUUUGAUGUUACUAGGGCUCAAGGAUAUAUGUCGAAGAAGAAUAAGGAGAGGCGGGGGAUAACCUGGAGGUGUGAAUGUUAAGGUCAUCCAUAUUCUAGGACUAGAAGGGAAGCGAACAAGAGGGCAAAGUGUAUGGAUAAUUGCGGGAUAGGUGGCACAGUUGAUGGAGUCAUUGGGGAGGAUGAACUUGCUCAGUGUAAAAGGACAUCAAAGAAAUGUUUAUGCGAAGCCAAAAUAUAUGCAAGUGUGAAUCAAGAGGGCCUAUGGGUGUUGAGAAAGGUUUUCUUGGACCAUGUGCACCAAGUUUCCCCUUCUAAGUCCAAGUUGGUGAAGGAAUAUCGUACGAACAAGUUGACACCCAAUGUCAAAAAGGCGUUGAUAAACUACUACGAUGAAGGUGUUCCAGUUACUCAAAUUCAUGGUUGCUUGGGAUUGGACAAAUGUGAGGGGAUCAUGCCUAAAGUUAAGGAUUUACAACAAGAAGUCUACAAAGAAAGGAGGGCUAGGUUGAACAUGGCAGGUGGUGAUUGUGCUGCUAUGAUGGAGUAUUUUGAGAAGAUGCAAGCUGACAAUUCUAAUUUCUAUCACACUCAUCCCCGUGAUGAAGAUGGUCGUAUGAAAGAUGUUAUGUGGGUGGAUGCUCAAAUUAGGGCGGUUUUCGGGUACUUUGGCGAUUUGGUGUGCAUGGAUGCUACUUAUCUCACAAACGAGUUUGACCUUCCCUUUGUGAAUGUAGUUGGUGUGAAUCACCACGGCCAAUCAACUUUGUUGGGGUGUGCUCAAGUUUCACAUGAAGACACGGACACGUACUCUUGGUUCAUUCGUCAAUGGUUGGCUUGCAUGCGAAACAACCCACCAAAUGCAAUCCUAACUGAUCAAGCAGCUGCUAUUCGCAAGGCACUAUCCUUAGAGAUGCCUACAGCUCAUCACAGAUGGUGUAAACACAUGUAAUGCGUAAAAUUCUGGAGAAGCUUGGGAAGUGUGAUGGGUAAGUAAUGACCCGACACUUCUUUUCAGCCUUUUUGAAAUUUCUCACCAUGUUUAAGUUUUAUGCUUUCUUUUACUGCAUUCUUAGAUCUCCUCAUUUGUCUUUGAUCCCUUUUUCCUGUCCUUCAACUUGCAAGUCUAUGCACGAUUCCAUUAAGUUUAUAUCAUACACAUUUAGGUGAACAUAAUCAUAUAAAAGUGUAUGUGUAUGCUCCCAUGGAUGCUGUUUCUUUAAACAAAGAAUAGCUGUUGUUAAAUGCUAUAUUUGUAUAUUGUUUUGUCCUUUUUUUUUGUUAACAUGGCUGGCUCAUAACAUUUGUUGUAUUCUGUAUUUCUGCUGUGUGCUAUUAAUCUUAAGCCCUUUUUUGCCAACCUUCUCUGGCAUAUGUGAUCCACUGGUUUGUGAAUAUUGUCUUCCUAAUGAUAUUACAUUUAAUGAUUAUUCUAUUUGACCAAAUGGAUUCAGUUACAAGGACUUUAAAAGCCCCCUGAAGACUCUUAUUUAUAAAAGUUUUACAACAGAGGAAUUUGAGAGUAGAUGGAACUCACUCACUACUGAACAUAACUUGUUGGAAAAUGAUUGGUUAUGUGACCUUUACAAUGAGAGGCAUAUGUGGGUUCCCGCCUUCAUGAAAGAGUAUUUCUGGGCGGGAAUGAAGACGACUCAACAUGUUGAAAGUAUUAAUAGCUUGUUUGACGGUUUCGUCAAUAGGAAAACAAUGUUACAUGAGUUCCCUAUAAAUUACACUAGGGCCAUGACAAAGAGGGUAAAGGACGAAACCGAUGCGGAUGCUAGGUGUUUUAAGUAUGUACGCCGUCUUGUAAGUGGGUUUAAGGUGGAGAAGCUUUUUCAGGAAAUUCAAACUGAGUGCGCACGUAUGAUGUAUGUUUAGCCUAGGGAAGAGCGACUCAUAGGAAAAAAUGUUGUCCAGUAUUUGUUGGAGGAUAGGGUUUGGAUUAUUCCUGAAGGAUCUAAGCAGGAAAAAAUAACCGACCACCGUAGGUUAUACAGAGUAACCUACAAUUCGGAAACGAAUGAUGUAUCUUGUGAUUGUAGGAAGUUUGAAACUUUUUGAAUACUGUGCAAGCAUUGCAUACGUGUGUUAGACCAAAACCAUGUGUUUGAGAUUCCAGAAAAGUACAUUUUAGACAGGUGGAUAAAAGACAUUGUUAGAAGGCACACACGGGUGAAGGUGUCGUACUAUGACCCUUCCGAGACGGUGGAAUGUAAACGUUUUAACCGAAUGAUGACCAAGUUUGAAGCUAUUUGCGAAGAGGCUUCUACAAUUGAUGAUCCCACGGUUGAUAUGGUUUUAAACACACUAACCGAGCUGUCCACUGAUGUUAGAAAGGCUAGGCUUGCGUUCCAGGAAAAGCAAGAUCCACCAUCUAUGCCGAACAGCAACAUCACUCCAUCUAUGAUUGGGUCUAACACUGCUGCUGCUGCUGUUGUAACCCCUCCUUCUGUCACAAAAUGUACCGUAAAUGACAAGGAUGGACCUCUUAAGGAUCCUAAGACUAGGAAAAAACCUCGAGGUCGUCCUAAGGGGUCUAGGUAUAAGUCGUUGGCGGAGACAUGGUACAAAAAACAAGCCCAUGGAAAGAAGGAUCCACCAACUAAUCCGCACACCAACAUCAGACCCUAUUCAGGAUGUAACUCCUCCGCCUGUCUCAGACCCUAACGCAAAUGUCAACAAUGUUAAUAAUGACAACACUAACCCUAUUCAGGAUGUUAUUCAGUAUCCUAACAUAACAAGUAAGCCUCGAGGUCCUGAAAAUGGGACUAAUUACAAGUCCUUAGAGACAAUAUACAAAACUCAACCUCAAAUUCAGAAUUCUGCACUUGUUGCUGCUCCCAAAAAAAACCGGUUUGUCUAAAUCUUAUACGUAGUAAUUUGUUCAGUUUCUAAAUGUUCCCUUUAUUUAUUGGUAGAUGUUAACUGUUGUGCUGAUUGCCUCAACAGGUCAAGCAAAGACUAAGUGUUUCUAAGGAAAUUCCUUUCAAACAGACCCCAAUGAUUCCGCAGGUCAAGCGAACAAGACACAAAAUUCCUAGAAAACACGCUAAUUUUGAGGCAGCUAUCCUUACGGAUGAUGAAUUGCUUAAGAAAUUUUUCGGCUGCUCUUCCCCAUCUGAAUUGGCCUGACACAGAGUUUGUGGGCUCCUAUUCUCCAUCUAACUAAAAAAUCAAUAUCCUUUUGUGUUGUAAUAUGUAAUUACCAAUUUUAACUUUUAAUCUGUUUGUAAUAGAAUCUCUGUAAUGAAUGGUAUGUUGUUAGCAAGUUCCGUAGUACUACAAACAUGUUGUGUUGUAUCGAAGGAUUGUAGGUGUAGGUUUGUGUCCAUAUAUAAUGUGAUGGGAAGCUAAAAUUUGUGUCCA
Messenger RNA from Chenopodium quinoa (quinoa), 4068 nucleotides. RefSeq names its product protein FAR1-RELATED SEQUENCE 8-like. NCBI's taxonomy places the organism in Eukaryota, Viridiplantae, Streptophyta, Magnoliopsida, Caryophyllales, Amaranthaceae. Gene Ontology annotation, biological process: regulation of DNA-templated transcription. The coding region runs from base 833 to 1651 and encodes 272 amino acids. The record is from RefSeq and is a predicted model, not a curated record. The transcript has 3 exons.